AUGUCAAAAUUAUCUUUACAAAACGCUAUUUUAACCUAUGAACAAUUAGAAACUACUCCUUCGAAACUUGAUGAGAUUCCUGAAGAUCUUGAGGACAAUCUGCGAAGACUUGGCUCUUAUAAAAGAAUUAAUAGGCCACAGGUAGCAAUGGCAACCGCACAAGUACUUUUCCAACGAUUUUUUUAUGUGGAAUCCUUGAGGAAAUUUUCUAUUAGAGAUAUAGGCAUGGGCUCUCUAUUCCUUGCUUCUAAGGUGCAAGAAUCUCCUUGUAAAAUACGCGAUUUGAUCAAUGUUUAUCAUUAUUUGAUACGACGUUAUCGUAAUUUACCCGUGGAACCUUUAGAAUAUUUUGGCUCGGAGGUAUAUGAAAUGAAAGACGCAUUAACAGUUGCAGAGAUGCAGAUACUUAAAAAAUUGGGAUUUAACGUUCAUGUACAAUUACCAUAUGGAUUAAUGGUAAAUUACUUGAAAGUUUUGGAACUUACUGAACAUGAGACUAUUCCGCAAAGGGCUUGGGGAUAUUUAAAUGACUCGCAUAAUAUUGCACGUCAUAUUAUGAGAUUAUAUGUGCUCGAAUUGCCAUCUGGAUUGCCUUUUACACUUGAUGAGCUAGAGACUUAUUUGAAAGAGCAGAAAAUUAAAAACAGUGACAAUAAUUCGUAA
Messenger RNA from Scutellospora calospora, 663 nucleotides. Lineage: Eukaryota; Fungi; Glomeromycota; Glomeromycetes; Diversisporales; Gigasporaceae. The record is from the annotation of a GenBank genome assembly.